AUGGGAGAAUACAGGCAGGAACUCAUGAAACUCAUGAAACGAGAAGAUUUGGAAAACAAAUUCUGUGUAGAUUGCGGAGCUCCAAACCCCCAGUGGGCCACCAUUCCCUAUUCCGUCUUUAUCUGUCUUCAAUGUGCUGGUUUGCAUCGCGGACUCGGUGUUCACAUCUCCUUCGUUCGCUCCAUAACGAUGGAUGAAUGGACAGAAGAACAAAUGAAAAAGAUGCGAAUUGGCGGCAAUCUGCCCUUCAAGACGUUUAUGAAAGACUAUACUCCGGUCGAGCAAGGAGGUUAUCGUGAAGGAAUGGGCAUUUCUGAAAAGUAUCAUACAUGGGCUGCCGCGCAGUACAAAGAAAAGCUUGCCGCAGAAGUCCAAGGACAAGACUGGUCUCCUUCGGCUCCUCCUGCCAAUUUCGGUCAACCCAUCUCGAGGCCGUCGUCUGCUCAAGGAAUGCGCAAGCCCCGCGCAUCCGCUCGAAGCAACCUAGGCUCCUCGCUCCGAAACGACUCUGCCUCUCCAUCCCCCGAUUUAGGCGGAACGCCGUCUUCGACAUCCUUGAAUGACGCCGCAUACGAGAGGAAGACGGCAAACGAAGCAUACUUUGCCGGACUCGGUGAAGCCAAUGCGCGGAGGAGAGAAGAUUUACCACCUUCUCAAGGUGGGAAAUAUCAAGGUUUUGGUAAUACCCCACCCGUCUCCUCUCAUCCUUCGUAUGGCACAAGCUCCGCCGCGAUGCCGACGCUCGAAGAGAUUCAGACGCAACCUGUGCAAGCUCUUUCCAAAGGAUGGUCGCUUCUCUCCAUGGCCGUAACAGCAGCUAGCAAAGUCGUUGCGGAAAAGGCAAUGGACCCGGCUCUGCAUGAGAGCGUCAAGUCUUAUGCCGCCUCUGCAGGAAAGCUCGCCAUGGACACGGGAAAGUCUGCCAACGAGUGGAGCAAGCGUGAGCUCGGUGUCGACGUUGCGGAUCGCGUGAGCGGUGUGGCAGACAAGGCCAAGGGCGCAUUGGGCAUGUCUUCCCAUCCAGGUGGUGGGUACAGCGCAGUAGGAGGGCAUGGAGGAGCACAAACUGGGUUUGGAACGUGGCAUGAUGAGGACGAUUCACGGCUGUACGCAGAGGGGGACGACGACUUUUUCGAUCGACAUGGUGCAGGAGACGAGGCUCAUAGUGAUAUCGUCACGCCCACUACACCCGCGACUGCGAAUAGCAAUGCAACCUCUGGUUCGAGUGCACCGCUGACCACAAAGGCGACGACGAAGAAGGAUGAUUUCGAAAAGGAUGAGUGGGCCUGGUGA
Serendipita indica DSM 11827 is the source of this 1293-nucleotide messenger RNA. The record is from the annotation of a GenBank genome assembly. NCBI's taxonomy places the organism in Eukaryota, Fungi, Basidiomycota, Agaricomycetes, Sebacinales, Serendipitaceae.